Messenger RNA from Xenopus tropicalis (tropical clawed frog), 10821 nucleotides. It is a transcript of the gene nipbl, whose product is annotated as NIPBL, cohesin loading factor. Bases 783 to 9278 code for a protein of 2831 amino acids. The transcript is spliced from 48 exons. Gene Ontology annotation, molecular function: cohesin loader activity. Gene Ontology annotation, biological process: chromatin looping; embryonic organ morphogenesis; regulation of gene expression. NCBI's taxonomy places the organism in Eukaryota, Metazoa, Chordata, Amphibia, Anura, Pipidae. Gene Ontology annotation, cellular component: nucleus. The record is from RefSeq and is a predicted model, not a curated record.
CUACAGGCACAAUACAGGGCAGUGUAUGAGCUGGGAGUGUGUGACACACACCGGAAGUGGCCCCGCUCUGCGUCUGGCAUUCCCUACAGUGAGUGUAAGGGCCAGUGUGCGGGCACCCCUCUCCCUCACGCACAGAGACACCGGAAGUGGCCUUGGCUCUGGCUGCUCGGCGGUUUGGCGCCGGCGGAGGGAGUCCUUCGUGCGGCUGAGGAACUUCCGGUCGGCAUUUUGUUCUGUAAGGGAGACGCGGAUUUCGGAAUCCCCGGAGCGCCGCGUACCGACCGGACCCUCCCCCUUUCCCUCUCAUUCGCUGCCUCGUUGUGAGUCAGGGCCCGGGCCCCUUGUGCCCGCCGGUGCGUGGGCCGCUUUCCCUGUUGUGUAUGAGGCUAUCGGACGCCUGGGGCCUGGUCUCCUCCCUCCUGUGAUAGUGACGGUGCCCGGGGAGUUUAGUGCGCGGCGCCCGUGGGAGGCUCUGGUGUUUGUGCUCGGCGGGAAUCUCCUGAGUGGGUGCCCGGCGGCGGGAGGGUGGGGGGCAGGCCGGGGGGAAGGAGGAGGAGAAGGGAUCGGCUCCUUCCCCGCUCCCCCUCUCUCUACAUGUCCGCGCCAGGCCGGAUUAUCCUCUCCUUUGCCUCGGUGUGUGUGAGGAUUCCCCGGUGUGUGGCCCUUCCCCUGCUCUCUGCCCGGACUGGAAGCCGCUCAGCCAGUGUCUAGGAUGGGAAUUAACGAUAGCUGGCACUUUCAUUAAAAUACCUGCAUAGAUACCACCAUCCUACAGCUUCAGGAUGAAUGGGGAUAUGCCUCAUGUUCCCAUAACUACUCUAGCAGGAAUUGCUAGUCUCACAGACUUAUUAAACCAGCUGCCUCUUCCAUCUCCCUUACCUGCUACAACUACAAAGAGCCUCCUAUUUAAUGGACGGAUAGCAGAAGAGGUUAACUGCCUCCUGGCUUGCAGAGAUGAACCUCUGGUGUCGCAACUAAUCCACAGCCUGAAUCAGGUGUCAACAGACCACAUAGAACUGAAGGAUAACUUGGGGAGCGAUGAUCCCGAAGGAGAUAUACCAGUCCUGCUGCAAGCCACUCUGGCUAGAAAUCCCAAUGUUUUCAGGGAGAAAAGUUUGCAGAACAGAUAUGGAGUUCAAAGUGGCUUAAUGAUGCCUCAGUAUAAACUUCCCCAGAAUUCCAUGCAUGGCAGCCCUGUAUCUUCCAAUUAUCAACAAACCACUAUCUCUCAUAGUCCUUCCAGUCGUUUUGUGCCACCCCAGUCCAGUUCCACAAGCCGGUUUAUUGGCCAACAGAGCAGCCCUGUACCGAGUCCAUAUGCUCCCCAAAGUCCAGCAGGAUACAUGCCAUAUUCCCACCCUGGAAGUUACCAACAUCAACCAUUGCAACAAGCUUCUGUUUCAAGCCCUAUAGUUGCUGGGGGGCUUAGGAAUCUACAUGAAAAUAAAGUUUCUGGGCAGCUGUCAGGCAGCUCUGCAAACCAUCAUGCAGAUAAUUCCAGGCAUGGCGCUACUGAGGACUAUCUCCAGAUGGUGCACAGGCUGGGUGGUGAGGACAGUGAUUCUUCAAUAAGAAAUGCUGCUUCCUUUUCUCUCCGCUCUCCGCAGUCUGUGUGCUCUCCUGCUGGAAGUGAAGGGACGCCAAAAGGAUCAAGGCCAUUAAUACUACAGACACAGCCUCCUCCAUAUUCCUCUCCCAGGGAUGCUCCUCCUGACAUUCUCUUGGACUCCCCAGAUCGAAAGCAGAGGCGACCAAAAAAGUUAAAGAUAAGCAAAGAUGAGAAGGAACAGACUGAGAAGUCUGCAAUGUAUGAUAUUAUUAGUUCUCCUUCUAAAGACUCUACCAAGCUCACUUUAAGACUAACACGUGUGAGAUCUUCUGAAAUGGACCAGCAAGGAGAUAUGCUCUCCACUAUGGAAAACAGUAACAUGUCAGAGGGAGAUAGCACUUUUAAUGUGCAGUUCCCAGGGAAUGCUUCAAAAACACCGGUCACUCCACAGGACUUAAGUCGCCCUUUGAAUGCUGCUGCUUGUUUUCAGGAGCAAACUGAAUUCUUACAGGUGCAGCAAGUGCCUGUUUUACAACCCAACAUGUCAGCAGCUGCAAAACCGCCUCAACCUCUUGUGGCUCAAUCACAGCCCCAACAAACAGGAAGCAUAACGCCAUAUGACGAAGUGGAACUGGACGCUCUUGCUGAAAUUGAGAGAAUAGAGCGGGAAUCUGCUAUUGAGAGGGAACGCUUUUCUAAAGAAGUUCAGGACAAAGAUAAGCCCCUGAAGAAACGGAAGCAGGAUUCUUAUCCAUUAGAAGCUGGAGGUGCUACUGGAGGUAACAGACCAGCUUCCCAGGAGACCGGUUCAGCUGGAAAUGGGUCACGGCCAGCACUUAUGGUUAGUAUUGAUCUUCAGCAGGCCGGCCGAGGGGACUCUCAGGCAACUGUAACUCAGGACUCGGACUUUGCCAGAAAGGCAGAUGACACAAAGAACUGCAACGAUGGCUAUAUUUCUGGGCCUCAAGAGGACACUGUUUUCAAGCAUAAUCCUGAGAAUCAUCCGACGCCAUUAAGAAAGAGUGAGUCAGACGUGGAAUGUCCCGAUAAGUCUAACAAGAGCACAACUGCUAAGCUGUCAACUGAGAGUGGCCUAGAAGAAUCUUACAAUGAAACUAAAUUGUGUGACAUCAAAUCUGAACCUGUUGAGUGCAGCGAAGAAGCAAAGCUUUCUGGUGACUGUCCUAUGGAGACCAAGUCUGAAAGUUGUGAAAUAGAUUAUGACGACAAUAUGAUGGAGUACAAAAACAGCGAAGGUUUUAAUGAAGAUAUAAAGACUGAAGCACUGUUAAAUGAGACUGCAAAUGAUGUAAAAUCUGGUGACCUACAAGAGGAUUCUAAAGAAAAUGAAAACCAGAGUAAAUCUAGUAAAGUUGACAACAAGCUGGAAAUGCGACAAAAACUUAAUACUCCCAAGCAAAAGCAAAAUGAUGGCCAGCCAGAGACACCUAGACAAAAACUUGAAGGGAAGAGUGAGACAGUAAAGCAAAAAGUGGAGGUGAAAUCAGAAACCUCCAAACAGAAAGCAGAGGGAAAAUCAGAGACAAUCAGGCAAAAGAGUGAGGGGAAAACGGACACACCUAAGCAAAAGACUGAAGGGCAUCCGGAAACACCCAAGCAAAAGAGUGAAAAUAAGCCUGAAACACCUAAACAAAAGAAUGAGGGUAAGCCAGAAACACCUAAGCAAAAGAGUGAUAGCAGACCAGAAACGCCAAAGCAAAAGAGUGAAAGCAGGCCAGACACUCCAAAACAAAAGAGUGAUAGCAGGCCGGACACCCCUAAACAAAAGAGUGAAGGGCGGCAAGAUACAUCAAGGCAGAAAUGUGAAGGUCGGCAAGAAAUUAGCCGACAAAAAAGUGAGGAGCACAAAAGUGAUGGGCGUCCUGAAGCCCCAAAACAUAAACAUGAUAUGAAAAAAGAUCCCAACAGACUUUCCACAGAAAAGAAGCCAGAUUUAUCCAAACAUAAAACAGAUUCAAAAUGUGACUCUCCUAGAGUUAAGCCUGAGAGCCGUACAGAUGGAGCAAAACAGAGAGUAGAUGGGAGACCUAGUCAUGAAUCGUCAAAGCGGGACCGUGAGAACCCAAAACAGAAACCGGAUGACAAGGGGGAGUCUGAGAAACACAAAGGAGAAAUGUCAAGGCUUAGGAGGCCAGAGUCCUUAAGGUCGUUUAAUAAGAAUGAACAGGAAACAAGACCUGGAAAUAAAUCGGAUGCACCAAAAAUCGAUAAAGUGGAAAAGAAGCAUCGGCAUGAUUCGGAUGAGUCUAGGGAGAAGCAUUCUUCUGGGGAGCAAAAGCAAAGACCUAGUAGUCCCAGGAUAAAGCAAGACAGUAAAUCAGACCCUAGCAAAUCGGAUCCUACAAAAUUGAAAUCUGAUAAACCUGUUUUGAAAUCGCCUACUGGUAAAGAUGAAAAAAGGAUUGAUGGUAACAAAAGUAAAGUGGAGGGAAAUAAAGGUCACAGUGACAACAAAACUGCAUUUCCUAGUUAUUUGUUGGGGGGAAAUCAGGGUACGUUUAAAAACUUUGUCAUUCCUAAACUUAAACGGGAUAAGGAUGGCAAUGUUACCCAGGAACCUAGGCGAUCGGAGCCAAAAGGAGAGCAGAAGGACAAGCCGGAAAAGAUGGGUAUUGUGGAAGAUCUUAAUAAAGGAGCUAAACCUGUUGUUGUUCUUCAAAAGCUGUCUUUGGAUGAGGUACAAAAACUAAUCAAGGAGCGGGAUGACAAAUCCAAAGGAUCAUUAAAGUCUAACAAGAAUAGGCCCUCUAAAUCCAGCAAAGGGGGAAUUGAUCAGUCUGUCCUGAAGGAACUUCCUCCGGAACUGGUGGCUGAGAUCGAGUCCUCCAUGCCUCUCUGCGAGCGGGUGAAAAUGAACACACGGAAGCGAAGCACAGUCAAAGAGAAGCCGAAGUACACAGAGAUUAGCUCCGGAGAGGAUGAAGAAAGCGAGGAAGCCUUUGAACCUUCACGUAAAAGACCCAAAAAAGACAAAGCUGAUACAGAAUGGCAAUAUGAUGGUGACCGCGAACGAAGAAGUUCUGGUGACCACCGUCGCAGUGGCAAUGACUCUAGGAAAAGCAGUCGGUACAGGGAGCGAAGUGCAGAGGAUUCAGAAAUGGAAGAGUCUCCACCACCACCAAGGCUCAGCGAAGUUGCCAGAAGAAUGAAAAAAGAGCGUCAAAAGAAACGAAAAGCCUAUGAGCCUAAACUAACACCUGAAGAAAUGAUGGAUUCCUCAACAUUUAAAAGAUUUUCUUCUGCUGUGGAAAAUAUUUUGGAAAACUUGGAAGACAUGGAUUUCUCUGCAUUUGGUGAUGAUGAGGAGAUUCCUCAGGAGAUACUUCUUGGAAAGCACCAGCUGAGUGAGCUAGGAAGCGAAUCUGCCAAGAUUAAAGCUAUGGGUAUUAUGAAUAAGAUCUCAUCUGAAAAAAUGGUCAAGUUACUAGGCAUACUGGAGAAAAACAUUCAAGAUGGGGCGAAGCUGACAACUAUGCUGAACCAUAAUAAUGACACAGAAGACGAGGAGAAGCUGUGGAGGGAUCUGAUUAUGGAGAGAGUCACUAAGUCUGCCGACGCCUGCUUGACAGCCAUCAACAUCAUGACAUCGCCCAGCAUGCCUAAAGCAGUCUAUAUAGAGGAUGUGAUAGAGCACGUUAUACAGUACACUAAAUUCCACUUGCAAAAUACACUUUAUCCACAAUAUGACCCUGUUUAUAGGUUGGAUCCUCAUGGGGGUGGAUUAAUGAGUUCUAAAGCAAAAAGAGCCAAAUGUUCAACCCACAAGCAGAGAGUCAUUGUGAUGCUGUACAACAAAAUCUGUGACAUAGUUGCUAGCUUAUCUGAGUUGCUAGAAAUCCAGCUUCUUACAGAUACAACCAUCCUUCAGGUGUCAUCUAUGGGAAUCACACCAUUUUUUGUUGAAAAUGUCAGUGAGUUGCAGCUAUGCGCUAUAAAGCUGGUCACUGCGGUUUUCUCUAGGUACGAAAAACAUAGGCAACUCAUUUUGGAAGAGCUCUUUACCUCUCUUGCAAGACUGCCAACAAGUAAAAGAAGCCUGAGGAAUUUCCGGCUAAACAGCAGUGAUGAUGAUGGAGAAGCAAUGUAUAUUCAGAUGGUGACAGCGUUGGUGUUACAGUUGAUACAGUGUGUUGUGCAUUUACCUUCAGACAGAGAUCAUGCUGAAGAGGAGUCAAACAAAAAAAUCGACCAGGAUGUUUUCAUCACCAACUCUUAUGAAACAGCAAUGAGAACUGCACAGAACUUUCUCUCUAUUUUCCUUAAAAAGUGCGGAAGUAAACAGGGGGAAGAGGAUUACAGGCCGCUGUUUGAGAACUUUGUCCAGGAUCUUCUAUCUACUGUUAACAAGCCUGAGUGGCCUGCUGCAGAGCUGCUGUUAAGUUUAUUGGGAAGACUACUGGUUCAUCAGUUUAGCAAUAAAUCGACAGAGAUGGCUCUGAGAGUGGCAUCUUUAGAUUAUCUUGGGACUGUAGCUGCACGGCUCAGGAAGGAUGCGGUCACCAGCAAGAUGGAUCAGGGGUCUAUAAACCGCAUUCUGAAACAGGCUCCAGAAGGUGAAGAUGACAUUCAGCAGCUACAAAAAGCACUGCUAGAUUACCUGGAGGAAAAUACAGAGACCGACCCAUCAUUAGUGUUUUCUCGGAAGUUUUACAUAGCCCAGUGGUUUCGUGACACUACGAUGGAGACAGAGAAAGCUAUGAAAUCCCAAAAGGAUGAUGACUCUGAUGGAGCACAACAUGCAAAGGAGGUGGAGUCUACAGGAGAUAUUAUGCGUCGAGCAGAGAAACGGAAAAAGUUUCUUCGAAGCAUCAUUAAAGCUGUCCCAUCUCAAUUUAGCACUUUGAAGUCAAAUUCAGACACUGUGGAUUAUGAUGAUGCGUGUUUGAUUGUACGAUACUUGGCCUCUAUGAGGCCGUUUGCCCAGAGCUUUGAUAUUUAUUUGACUCAGAUUUUGCGGGUACUUGGGGAGAAUGCUAUUGCUGUCAGAACAAAAGCUAUGAAAUGUUUGUCUGAAGUUGUUGCUGUAGAUCCCAGCAUUCUUGCAAGGCUGGAUAUGCAAAGAGGUGUUCAUGGGAGACUAAUGGAUAACUCAACCAGUGUCCGAGAAGCAGCUGUGGAAUUGCUGGGACGGUUUGUGCUCUGUAGGCCGCAGCUCGCGGAGCAGUAUUACGAUAUGCUCGUAGAGCGAAUUCUGGACACUGGCAUCAGUGUAAGGAAGAGGGUCAUAAAGAUCUUGCGGGACAUCUGUUUGGAGCAACCGACCUUUCCCAAAAUCACCGAAAUGUGUGUAAAAAUGAUCAGGAGAGUAAAUGACGAAGAAGGCAUUAAGAAAUUAGUGAAUGAAACAUUCCAGAAACUGUGGUUUACACCAACGCCUCAGAAUGAUAAAGAAGCGAUGACAAGGAAAAUAAUAAACAUCACAGACGUAGUUGCAGCUUGUAGAGAUACUGGCUAUGACUGGUUUGAACAACUGCUUCAAAAUUUGCUAAAGUCAGAAGAGGAUGCCUCCUAUAAACCUGUGAAGAAGGCCUGUACUCAGCUUGUUGAUAAUCUUGUAGAGCACAUACUGAAAUAUGAGGAGUCUCUAGCUGAUUCUGACAGCAAAGGUGUAAAUUCUGGUCGGUUGGUGGCUUGUAUAACCACCUUAUUCCUGUUCAGCAAAAUCAGGCCUCAGCUCAUGGUCAAGCAUGCCAUGACAAUGCAGCCGUACCUAACCACUAAAUGUAGCACACAAAAUGAUUUCAUGGUGAUCUGCAAUGUUGCAAAAAUCUUGGAGCUGGUCGUUCCACUGAUGGAGCAUCCUAGCGAGACCUUCUUGGCAACAAUGGAGGAAGAUCUUAUGAAACUCAUCAUAAAAUACGGGAUGACGGUGGUACAGCAUUGUGUCAGUUGUCUCGGUGCAGUUGUAAAUAAAGUAACACAGAACUACAAGUUUGUUUGGGCCUGUUUUAAUAGGUAUUAUGGUGCUCUUUUAAAGUUAAAAAGUCAGCAUCAGGAAGAUCCAAACAGUACAGUCCUGACCACAAACAAACCAGCACUGCUGCGCUCACUGUUUACUGUUGGAGCACUGUGUCGCCAUUUUGAUUUCGAUCAGGAAGAGUUUAAGGGCAGCAGCAAAGUAAAUAUUUCGGUUAACAUUAAAGAUAAAGUUCUGGAGCUCUUAAUGUAUUUUACAAAGCAUGCAGAUGAGGAGGUGCAGACAAAAGCCAUUAUUGGUCUUGGUUUUUCAUUCAUUCAGCAUCCAGGUCUGAUGUUUGAAGUGGAAGUGAAAAAUUUGUACAACAACAUACUCUCCGAUAAGAACAGUUCUGUAAAUUUAAAAAUCCAAGUUCUCAAAAACCUCCAAACCUAUUUACAAGAAGAAGAUACCCGUAUGCAACAGGCUGAUAGGGACUGGAAAAAGAUGUCCAAGCAGGAAGAUUUAAAAGAGAUGGGCGAUAUUUCCUCAGGGAUGAGCAGCUCAAUUAUGCAGCUUUACCUCAAACAGGUCUUGGAGUCCUUUUUUAGCACUCAGUCCAGUGUACGCCACUUUGCCCUAAAUGUCAUCGCACUGACUUUGAACCAAGGGCUCAUCCAUCCUGUUCAGUGUGUGCCAUAUCUGAUUGCAGUGGGAACAGACCCAGAGCCAGCCAUGCGGAACAAAUCAGAUCAGCAGCUAAUUGAAAUAGACAAGAAAUACACUGGAUUUAUUCAUAUGAAAGCUGUGGCUGGCAUAAAGAUGUCAUACCAAGUGCAGCAAGCAAUUAAUUCAAAUGCAAAUCGGACAGUGCGUGGGUUCCGGCAGGAUGAAUCUAAUAGCGCUUUGUGCUCCCACCUGUACUCCAUGAUCCGAGGGAACCGCCAGCACAGGCGAGCGUUUCUAAUCUCGCUGCUCAAUCUCUUCGAUGAUGCCGCGAAAACAGAAGUGAAUAUGCUCUUGUAUAUAGCAGACAAUCUAGCAUGUUUUCCAUAUCAAACCCAGGAAGAGCCUCUCUUCAUCAUGCAUCACAUAGACAUCACAUUGUCUGUGUCUGGCAGCAACCUCUUGCAGUCCUUCAAAGAGUCAAUGGUGAAGGGGAAACAAAAAGAGAAGCACGUGCCUAUUGAAGACAGCAACAGCGAAAGCGAGGAAGAAGUCUGUCGCCCAAGGAAAACAAGGCGGCGAAGACACUCCGGGUCUGACUCUGAUGGAGAAGACAAUGUGGAAUAUGUGCUUAGAUGCCUCCCAAAUAAUGCUUCUCCUCUCAUUGAGUUUGCAAAUGCCUCCCAAGGAAUCUUAUUGCUACUGAUGCUCAAGCAGCAUAUAAAGAACCUUUGUGGGUUCUCGGAUAGUAAAAUUCAGAAGUAUUCCCCAUCUGAAUCAGCUAAAGUGUACGACAAGACGAUAAACAGAAAACAAGGUAUCCAUUUCCACCCUAAGCAGACCCUUGAAUACUUAAAGAGGAAUAUGACGAAGAUUAAUGAUGAUCUCAAGAGGACAAUUGCAAAACAAUAUUUGGAUUUCAAGUUGCUGAUGGAGCACUUGGAUCCCGAUGAAGAGGAGGAGGAAGGUGAGGUAUCGGCGAGCACGGAUGCCAGAAAUAAAGCCAUUACCAACUUACUAGGAGGUAACAGUCCUAAAAACAAUGUGGCUGAGACAGAGGAGGAAGAGAGUGAUGGGGAGGAGAAAGCAGGGGGCACAUCAGGGAAAGGGUUUAGCGGAAAAGGCAAAAAAAAACGUAGAAAUUGAGAUUUAUCCAAAGUAAAAGCUAAGAAAAUCAAAAAGAUUAUCAGAUUCUUCGGAUGUGGCAGCGCAGAUGAACGAAACUGUAGAUGUCCAAGAUGUUAUUGCAAUUUGUUGUCCAAAGUACAAGGAUCGGCCACAGAUUGCAAAAGUAGUGCAGAAAACCAGCCAUGGCUUCAGUGUUCAAUGGAUGGCAGGCUCCUACAGUGGCACCUGGGCCGAAGCCAAACGCCGGGACGGCAGAAAACUGGUGCCUUGGGUAGACACUAUCAAAGAGUCAGACAUUAUUUACAAAAAAAUUGCUCUGACGAGCGCUAAUAAGCUGACUAAUAAAGUUGUUCAGACUUUACGAUCGCUGUAUGCAGCCAAGGACGGGACUUCCAGCUAAUGAAUUUGUAUAUUUGCAGCCAAAAUUUACAGGAAUCCAGAAACACACACAAACUUGAAAAAAAAAAACAAAAACCUGCAUUCUGGCAAAAAUUAAUUAAAAAAAAAACUACAAAAACCCCUAAACACACACACAAAAAGGUGAUCAGUUUUAUCGCAACGUAAACAAAAAAAACCAACAAAGCAAAACGGGAACUUGGCCGUCAGAAGGAAAUGUUUGGUAAACAUUGUGUGGGAGCUUCCUUCGCUGUUGUACAGCAGAAACCGUCUCAGUUCAUUUUUACUCCCACUGUAUUAUAGUUUAACAAAAAUUGUUUAUAUCUUGAAGAAUACUUUCUGUUUAAAAAAAAGACAAACGCAAAAAAAAACAAAAAAAAAAACAACGAAAAAAUAAACAAGUGAAUGUUGAAAAUUAGUCUGUUAAUGUUCUUAAUAAAGUGUUCUUGGAGUUUAAUAACCUAGCAGCGGAUGGCUUUCUUUAGCUUAGCCCGGGCUCCAGGGGAGCACUCAUUUCCCUUUUACUCUUUUACUUUUUAUUUUCUUUCAUUUUAUUUUUUUAAUCCCCGGCUGUAAAGUGGCAGAAUGCUCUGGAUAUAUAUAAUUUAUUCUGUUUAAAAGAAACAAAACAAAAAAAAGCAUGCAGUAUCUACGGCCUAUCUGCAGGAGGAGGGUGUUUGUUAUUUUUGUUUUUUCUUUUUUUUUUUUUUUUUGUAAAUGUAGAUUUUGAUGUAUUAGGUCACCCUGAAAAAUAACACGAGACAAACACAAAAAGGGAUCCCCCCCAGACGACCUGGCGGAGAUAAUACUGCAAUAAAUUUUUUUUACUUCUUUGUUACUUGUCUGUUUCCAUUCAACUUUCUUGAUGUAAAGCUGUUUUGAAUUGGAUUAUAUUAUUUUGCAGUCUUUUAUGUAAAGAUAAACAAACAAACAAAAGUUUCCUAUCAGUCGUUUUCAACUUAAGGCAUAAAUAUUGUUUAUACGGUUUGUAUAGGCUGACUUGGAAAUAACUGCUAUCUUUAUUUUCACCCCUAUGAAAGGGUAUAGACACGAUUUAACUCCCGAUUUUAUUGUAUCCUUGAAAUAUUUAGUGUUAACCAUAUGAUUUAGCACUGUGCCAAACACAUUUUCAAGAAUGUUUGAUAUAAAAAGAAACUAUAGUUUA